AUGUUGCAGGUGCGCGUUGAGAGGCAGCAGCGAAGGAGAAGGGGCGCGAGCGGGAUGACGAGGAGAGGUGACGCGGGGGGGAAGAGGAUUCGCCGAGCCACCAUCUCCGCGAGUCAGCAGUCCGAGUCGCCCUUCUGAAAGAGUUUGACGAUGCCCGAACUCGCAAAACGCCCCCCCCCGCCCUCCCCACAUCCUUCCUUCUUCUCUCUGCCUGCACAGAGCCGGGCAUCGGCAAGUACAAAGUCGGCAGUUUGUUCGGUAGGAGAAACAGAGAGAAUCCCUUCGCCCAGUGGCUGGGAGCGUUGUUGCGCCAUUGCACCUUUAGGACUGACGCACGGAGCGUUCGUAGUUGAAAAAAGUAAGAUUCGUACUCACUGCCUGGUGCCACAUUACGCGUGCCUCCGAUGAGUGCAGAGGACAAAGUGAUCAAGGAUCGCACCAAUGGAAAGACGAAAUGCAAAGACCUCGAGGACGAAGACGAGAAGUGCAGCGAGAUCUCAAUCCAGGUGCUGCUUUACCCAUUCAUGUCUCACUCAUUCAUUCAUUCAUUCAUUCAUUCAUGACUCGCUCAUUAUUUGGUGUCUGCCUGUGUUCCUUGGUGUGCAGGGGGGCCAGUUCUGCUCGUGCAGGUGGGUUGGUGAACGUCUGAGUCAGAGGAAAGAACCGCGAUGGCCAUGGCUUUUGCGGCUGUCUUCUGUAGAACCUCUUACUCCAAGCAAAAAAAGCGGCUGGACGAUAUCAAGGACUCCGCCGCUUACAAGGCUUUCCCGAAGGAAGACAAACAAUCAAUUGAGGUAUCAGGAGAGUUUCUGGAGCUGAGUAUGUUUUCAUUGUGUACGCAAUGA
Vitrella brassicaformis is the source of this 845-nucleotide messenger RNA. Lineage: Eukaryota; Vitrellaceae. The record is from the annotation of a GenBank genome assembly.